Messenger RNA from Polyodon spathula (Mississippi paddlefish), 2829 nucleotides. Its product is annotated as neurofilament heavy polypeptide-like. The transcript has 4 exons. NCBI's taxonomy places the organism in Eukaryota, Metazoa, Chordata, Actinopteri, Acipenseriformes, Polyodontidae. The record is from RefSeq and is a predicted model, not a curated record. Gene Ontology annotation, biological process: axon development. Gene Ontology annotation, molecular function: structural constituent of postsynaptic intermediate filament cytoskeleton. The coding region runs from base 43 to 2739 and encodes 898 amino acids. Gene Ontology annotation, cellular component: neurofilament; axon.
CCCUCUGCCUGCCGCAGUGCUCCCGUUAGCCCUAGAGCAGAGAUGAGCUAUACUUUGGACUCGCUGUACAACACCUCCGCCUACCGCAAGGUGCUCGGCGACCCGCAGAGAAAUGUCUCCAGGUCGACCGUCUCCCUUGCUUCUAGCGGCUUCCACUCCCAGCCCUGGUCCAGGGGAUCCACCACUUCCUCGUACCGUAGAGGAAUGGGCGGCUACAGCCAGAUCUCCUCCACUGACAGCCUGGACGGUUUCAACGGAGAGCCGCGAUCCCGCAACGAAAAGGAGGUGCUGCAGGCUCUCAACGACCGCUUCGCCGUCUACAUUGACAAAGUGAGGCAGCUGGAGAUCCAGAACAAGAACCUCGAGGCUGAGGCAGCCGCCCUGAGACAGAGCCAAGCCGGAAAGUCGGCUAUCGGGGAGCUCUAUGAGAGGGAGAUCGGCGACUUGAGGAACAUCGUGGUGCAGCUGAGCAACGAGAAAACCCAGGUGCAGCUGGAGCAGGAGCACAUCGAGGAGGACAUCCAGCAAGUCAAGCAGAGGUUCGAGGAUGAGGCCAGGGCACGAGAGGAAGUGCAGGCGGCAAUCCGUGCCAUGACCAAGUACAUCGACGAGUCCGGGUUGAGCCGUUUGGAACUAGAGAAAAAGCUGCAGUCCCUCCAAGAGGAAGCCGCUUUCCUCAAGAAGAACCACGAAGCAGAGGUGGGAGACCUGCUGUCCCAGAUCCACGACUCACAGGUCACCGUAGAUGUGAGGGAGUCCGUCAAGUCAGAUGUCACAAGCGCUCUGCGGGAGAUCCGAGCACAGCUGGACGGGCACACUUCAAAAACAACGCAGCACGCCGAGGAGUGGUUUCAAGUGCGUCUGGAUAAGUUGUCAGAGGCAGCGAAGUACAACAGUGAUGCCAUUCGUAGUGCCCAGGAUGAGAUCUCUGAGUAUCGUCGCCAGCUGCAGUCCCGCACUACCGAGAUGGAGACACUAAAGGGGACCAAAGACUCCCUGGAGAGACAGCGAUCUGAGAUAGAGGAUCGUCACCAUGGAGACAUCACCUCCCUACAGGAAACCAUCCAGCAGCUGGACAACGAGCUGAGAAGCACUAAGUGGGAGAUGUCAACCCAGCUGAGAGACUACCAGGACCUGCUAAAUGUGAAGAUGGCCCUGGACAUUGAGAUAGCAGCUUAUAGGAAACUGCUGGAGGGUGAAGAGACCAGAUUCAGCUCUGGGCCGGCUCCAUAUUCCUACAUCGAGAGCCAUACUAAAAUUGCAAGCUCAUCACGCCAUAUCAAGAUCAAAACUGAGGACAAAGUUAAAGCAGCAGAGAAAUCUGAUACUGUCAUCGUAGAGGAGCAGACUGAUGAGACUCAGGUGGAAGUGACAGAGGGCGGGGAGGAGACAGAGAAGGAGGGAGAGGCAGAAGAGGAGAAGGCUGAGGAAGAGGCCAAAUCAGAGGGAGAGAAGGGAGAGGAAGAAGAGGGAAAAGAGGAUGAGGAAGAAGAGGCAGAAGUGGGUGGGGAAGCUGAGGAAGAGGGAGAAGAAGCUGCAGAGAAAGAUGAGAAGGAACCCAGAUCUCCAGAAGCUGAGGAGGAGUCCAAAGCUAAGUCUCCUGAGGCAAAGUCUCCUAAAGCAACAUCUCCUACUGAAGAUAAAUCCAAGUCCACAGAGCCAAAAUCUCCUGAAGCAAAAUCUCCCACAGAAGAUAAAUCCAAAUCCCCGGAACCAAAAUCUCCUACUGAGCAAGAAGCAAAAUCUCCAGCUGAAAAAUCAGAAUCUCCCAAGGCAAAAUCACCCACAGAAGAUAAAUCAAAAUCCCCUGAGGCAAAAUCCCCCACAGAAGAUAAAUCAGAAUCUCCCAAGGCAAAAUCACCCACAGAGGAUAAAUCAAAAUCUCCCGAGGCAAAAUCCCCCACAGAAGAUAAAUCAAAAUCUCCCGAGGCAAAAUCCCCCACAGAAGAGAAAUCUAAAUCCCCCGAGGCAAAAUCACCUGCAGAAGAAAAAGUCAAAUCCCCAGAGGAAGAGCAACCCAAAGCCAAGGUGACACCGCCCAAAGAAGAAAAAAAGGAGCCAGAACCUGAGAAAGUAGAGAAGCCUGAUAGCAAGAAAGAAGAGAAAGAGAAACCAAAGGAAAAAGAGCCUGUGAAGAAGGCAGAGGCAAAGGAGGAGGAAAAGGAGAGCAAGCCAGCUGAGUCACCCAAGAAAGCACAGGCACCCAAGAUACCCACUAAACCAGAGGAAAAGGAGAAAGAGUCUGUAAAGGAGAAACCCAAACCUGAGGCCAAGGCUGAGGAGAAAGAGAAGGCUGCCCCAAAGGUUGAUGAAAAAGAGAAAGCUUCUCCCAAAAAGGAGGAAAAAGAGAAAGCCACACCCAAGGCCGAGGAGAAAGAGAAGUCCGCCCCAAAGGAAGAAGUAAAGGAAAAGAAGGAAGCAGUCAAGACAGAAGAAAAGGAGAAACCCAAGAAGGAAGACAAACCCAAGGAAGAUGUGAAGCUAGUGGAAAAGAAAGAGGAAGCUAAGAAAGUGCCUGAGAAAGAAGUAAAGAAACCAGAGGCCAAGAAAGAGGAAAAGAAGAGCGAGCCCAAGAAAGAAGAAGACAAGGCCAAACCUGAGAAGAAGGAGACUGCAAAGUCUCCCAAAAAGGAGGCGGCCACAGACACCAAGACCCAGAAAACAGAGAAGUCCUCCAGCACUGAUGAGAAGGAGACCAAGACUGCGGAGAAGUCUGGAGAGGAAAUAGCCAAGAAGUAAGAGAAAAGUGACAGAAUUAUGGGUGAAUGGUAGGGGAACAAACACCAAAGAACAAUAAUGGGGAGGGAGGGAGAGGAUAAUUCAGUAUCU